Mesorhabditis spiculigera is the source of this 1092-nucleotide messenger RNA. NCBI's taxonomy places the organism in Eukaryota, Metazoa, Nematoda, Chromadorea, Rhabditida, Rhabditidae. The record is from the annotation of a GenBank genome assembly.
AUGCUGAAGCAACUCGUCAUCUUCUCAGCUCUUUUGUAUUGCGGAUCGGCUAUUUCGUGUUGGUAUGAUGUACUUGUAGGAAAUGGAUAUUCGCAUACUGGAGGGCAACACAAAGUCGACUGCACGUGGAACACUAACUACUGCUUAAAAUUUGAGUACCCUGUAAGUAUUUCAAAGAUUUCUGUAGUCAUUAAAACGCAAAUUGAUCCAUUUCUUUGGGCGGCGUCGUUUGGGGCUGUCCAAACGAGGGGAUUUGCAAGCACACCGGCUCGGCUACCGUUAUGUACAACGACGGGUACGGCCAAAUCGUCCCGUCAGUUUCCGCUCCCCGCUCGGUUGGCAAGACCGAAAUUUUUCGAUCCCGAGAAGGAGGACGUUUACCCGGAAAGGAACUGUUUCUCUGGCCGACCGGUCGUGUUGAUGAAGACUUCGAUUUUUCUUGCCGCUAUAUUCACCUGCACGCUGGCCACCGGAAGCUCCUGGACGAUCCAAUGGGCCGAACCAAAAGAUUAUCCGGAUCCCAGGAGUUCCGACUAUCCAGAAUGCCGAAUGAAUUCUGUCAGUAGCGUCUGCGAUCCAACCGGGGAAUUUCCAACAUCAGAUUGCUAUCGUCUAAACAACGCCCUGAAACGCCUAUCAUUCAAACCAGACGAUCAAGAUUCUUGUGAUGAGAAAGGAAUCGAUGCCAUGCUGGCAAUUUCCGCGGAGAAAGGGCGUAACCAAAGUUUUGCCGACGAAUUACAUGGACGCUGGAAGAAGCGUGCAAAAUGCCACAAGUUUGCCGUGUUUUUCUUUGACGCUGAUGCUCAUAAAUUGUAUCUGUCGAAUGACUCGAAUAUGGACAAAAACAUCGUCGAAGCGGCCUACAAAAAUAAUGAACACGACAUAAAAGGCACUGACAUGAUCACUGGGCUUUUGAAGGCCUUUAAAGAGAUCGAAACCAGCCUCGCCGACCCGGGCCAGCAACAUCAACAAGCUACGAUUCAGAAAAAUCAAGCACAUGACCCCAAAAACUCCGGAAAUCGCAUCUACGGCAAUAUUCUUAUUGUCGUUGGCCUGACCGUAAUUUGGUGUGGAUUGGGCGCAGCGUUA